Saccostrea cuccullata (small rock oyster) is the source of this 646-nucleotide messenger RNA. Its product is annotated as leucine-rich melanocyte differentiation-associated protein-like. Gene Ontology annotation, molecular function: protein binding. Bases 150 to 623 code for a protein of 157 amino acids. The transcript has 6 exons. The record is from RefSeq and is a predicted model, not a curated record. Lineage: Eukaryota; Metazoa; Mollusca; Bivalvia; Ostreida; Ostreidae.
CACAACGUAAACAAUGUGAAAUAUAUUCAAUUUCCAUAUGUCACAUUUAAUUGAUGAUUGCCGACCAAAUUUAGGGAGUAAAAUAUUGUGCAACACUUUGGAUAAUGUCAUGUGUUUAAUUCUGUAAAGCUAAGAGAAGGGAGUCCAAAAUGAGAAAAAACCUGGCUUAUCAGGAUUUGGACAUAAUUCCUGCAAAUUUGGCAGAAACCGAGGGUGAAUCUUUGCAAGAAAUAGAUCUGACUCACAACAAAAUAUCUGACCUCCGAUUUCUGAUAGAUUUUCCUAGACUAACCUGCUUAGUUCUGGAUCACAAUAAUAUUGAGUCACAUGUGAAAAUUCCAACCUCCACCAAUCUUCAAACAUUGUGGGUAAAUCACAAUAAAAUUACAAAUUUAGGUUUGUUUAUCUCAACGUUGUGCAAGUCUUGUCCAAACCUGAAGUUUUUGUCAAUGAUGAACAAUGAAGCUGCCCCGAGCUACUUCAAUGGAGGUACUUACCAGCAAUAUAUGGAUUACAGACAUUUUGUCAUUGCCCAUUUUCCCAAGCUGGAAGUCCUGGAUGAUAAAAAGAUUGAAGAAAAUGAAAGAUCUGAAGCAAAGAGAAUUUAUGGACGCAAGGUAUAAAAUUAUUUUUUUUAAGAAAGAAU